Molecule: messenger RNA, 2176 nt
Organism: Cajanus cajan (pigeon pea)
Lineage: Eukaryota; Viridiplantae; Streptophyta; Magnoliopsida; Fabales; Fabaceae
Gene: NPC6
Product: non-specific phospholipase C6
Biological process (GO): phospholipid catabolic process
Molecular function (GO): hydrolase activity, acting on ester bonds
Source: RefSeq, a predicted model, not a curated record
CACAUUCCAUAAAUUGCGUUACUUUUUCUCGUCCAAUAUUCCAUUAAAGGUGAGUGUGUGAGUGAGUGAGGUAAAGCACAAAACCACACCCAGAACCUUCUCUUUCCUCUCCUGUGCUUUGCUACUGCUACCAUCACUCAAUCUAUCUAUUUAUACAUCUAAACUCCCACAGUUAGUGAAAACUUGCUGCCACUGCACUCUUUUCACUUUCAGUCAUAAAAGCCUCUGUUCCUCAUUCAGUGUUUUGGAUUGCCAACCCAUUUGGCGAAAGACUCCAUCUUUGAGGGGAACAAUGGGAGGUGGCAAACCCAGAUCAUCCAUUCUCAUUCUCCUUCUCUGUGUCUUCCUUUGUGGUGUUCUCGCAACGGCACAGCAACAGCAACCUAUAAAAACGGUUGUCGUUUUGGUCAUGGAGAACCGUUCCUUUGAUCACAUGCUGGGGUGGAUGAAGGAGAGCGUCAACAAAUUAAUCAAUGGUGUCACAGGAGAUGAAUGCAAUCCGGUUUCCACCAAAACUCCGAGGCAAGAUUCAAUUUGUUUCACCGAUGAUGCUGAGUUCGUGGAUCCGGAUCCGGGUCAUUCGUUUGAGGAUGUUUUGCAACAGGUAUUCGGUUCUGGUUCCAUCCCUUCCAUGAAUGGAUUCGUGGAACAAGCAUUGUCCAUGUCUCAGAACCUCUCUGAGACCGUCAUGAAAGGGUUUAAACCUGACUCUGUGCCUGUUUACGCUGCUUUGGUUAAGGAAUUCGCUGUUUUUGAUAGGUGGUUUUCUUCAAUUCCGGGCCCAACACAGCCCAAUAGACUUUUUGUGUACUCAGCGACCUCGCACGGUUCAACGAGUCAUGUCAAGAGGCAGUUAGCAAAAGGGUAUCCUCAAAAAACUAUCUUUGAUUCUCUGCAUGAGAAUGGCCUGGACUUUGGGAUUUACUUUCAAAACAUACCCACAACUCUGUUCUAUAGGAACCUUAGGAAGUUGAAGUAUGUGUUCAAGUUCCAUCAGUAUGAUUUGAAGUUCAAGAGAGAUGCUAGGAAUGGGAAACUUCCACCCUUUAGUGUGAUUGAGCCUAGGUACUUUGACUUGAAGGGCUUGCCCGCGAAUGAUGACCAUCCAUCUCAUGAUGUUGCACAUGGCCAAAUGCUGGUUAAGGAGGUUUAUGAGGCUCUAAGAGCAAGCCCUCAGUGGAAUGAGACACUCUUGGUCAUUACAUAUGAUGAACAUGGUGGGUUUUUUGAUCAUGUCAAGACUCCUUUUGUUAACAUUCCUAAUCCAGAUGGGAACACCGGACCUGCUCCCUAUUUCUUCAAGUUUGAUAGGUUAGGGGUUAGGGUGCCAACUAUUAUGGUCUCUCCUUGGAUCAAGAAAGGGACUGUGAUAAGUGGAGCCAAAGGACCUGCUGAAAACUCAGAAUUUGAGCACUCUUCUAUUCCUGCCACUAUAAAGAAGAUGUUCAACCUUUCCUCCAACUUUUUGACUCAUAGAGACGCAUGGGCUGGGACGUUUGAGCAUGUUGUUGGGGAGUUAAGUUCACCCAGAACAGAUUGCCCAGUGACUUUGCCGGACGUCACUCCUCUAAGGAUCACUGAAGCAAAAGAAAAUGCAGGCCUAUCUGCGUUUCAGAGUGAGGUAGUUCAAUUGGCAGCUGUUCUAAAUGGGGACCAUUUCUUGAGCAGUUUCCCCGAUGAAAUGAGCAAGAAGAUGAGUGUGAAGGAAGCUCAUGAGUACGUUCGAGGGGCUGUUUCAAGGUUCAUAAGAGCUAGCAAAGAGGCCAUCAAGUUAGGGGCUGAUGAAUCUGCUAUUGUGGAUAUGAGAUCCUCUCUCACUACUAGAUCUUCAAUUCAUAAUUAAUACAAACCAAAAAGGAAAGUUGUGCGGCUAUAUCUGUAUCUAAUUAUUAUAGUCUUUAGGUUAUAUGAUAAUUCUUAUGCUAGAUUUUGUUAGGGUUGUGAAAGUGGAAUGCAAUAGAAGAGGAAGGGUGUUUGCCAAUUACUAGUGUUAUGAGUUGGUCGUGCAAGGACGGAAGCUCUGAUGGUCUCUGUUUGAAAGAAUUAAAUUAAAAAAAAAAAAAUCAAGAGAAUGAUGGCAUGGCUAGAGAGUAAUUUCAAAAAAGAAAACUCCAAUGCUGCUGUACAAAGUACAAACUCGUAUAAUAUAAAUGUUGCUCCAUAAUUUUGUUUUGAA